Molecule: messenger RNA, 477 nt
Organism: Theileria equi strain WA
Lineage: Eukaryota; Apicomplexa; Aconoidasida; Piroplasmida; Theileriidae
Exons: 4
Coding region: 1-477 (158 amino acids)
Source: RefSeq, a predicted model, not a curated record
AUGGGUUCAAGAAGGGUAACAGAUUAUGAUAUAUUGCGCAAAUAUUAUACAUUUCUAAAUGAUGAGAAAGACAACACUUGGGAAUCAAAUCUAGUAUCGUCAUAUCACGAAUCUCUCUUUAAAGAGUAUGCAGUAUGCGAUUUGUCCAGAUAUGAAUCAGGAAAUAUUGGACUAAGAUGGAGAAGCGCCCAUGAAGUCGUGAGCGGAAAGUGUGAGAAGAUUUGUGCAAACACAAUAUGUAAUGAGAAUGCUAACCUGAAAAGCUAUGAGGUCUUAUUCAAUUACAAAGAACAUGAUACAUCAAAACAAGCUCUUGUAAAGGUUCGUGUGUGUAAAAGCUGCUCAAAAUUGUUGAAUUAUAAAAAAGAAUUCAAAACAAUCGCGGAAUCAUCCACCAAGAAAGAUCGCUCUAACUCAGAUUCAUCAAAGGGAUCCAGCCAUAAAAAAGUGAAAAAGGAGAGUAAGAAAAGAAGAUAA